GGCGGGAGGAGGAGACCCAAACGGGCUCAGCUCAUCCUUGGUCCCCGCGCCAGCACAGCGUUCUGCCGCUGAGGGAGCAGGGCGCUUCUACCGCUUCCAUCCGAGCAGGAAGGACGGAAGGGGAAGUCAGAGAGAAAGGGAGCAGGCUGCCACAAUAAAGUCUGUGCUCUGCUCUGCUGGCCUCUAUGGAAUGUUCCCAGAGACGAUGUGAGAAGGCCAGCAAUUUUCUGUGCUUCUGAAAACUGGGCUACCCUGACAGAAACAUCACAGACUCGGGGAGAAACAGCAGAAAGUUAUUUCUUGCAAUCCUGGAGUCCAAGACCAGGAACCACUAGGACUGGUGUCUGAAGCGGCGGCAGUGCAUCUUCCUGUCCUGCGGCUUUCUCACUGUGUGCUCACUUGCCCUUCCCUCUGUGCAUGUUCACAGACAAAGAGAGCCCUGCAGCAUCUCCUCUCCUAAUCAGGACAUCAACCCUACAGGUAGGGCCCUACCCUAUGACCUCAGUCAACCUUAGUUAUCUACCCAAUGAACCUCUCUUCAAAUAGAGUCAGACUGGGGUUUAGGGCUUUAAAGUAUGGCUAUGAGGUUAAAAGAGUACGAAUUAAUAGUUAAGUAACUAGAAAAACAAUGUUGGAGUGGGUAAGAACAUCAUGGAAGAGAUAAGAAAAACAAAACUUUAAAAAAUAGAAUCAGGGGGGGCCGAGGCUGACGCUCCGGAGGAGGAGGAGGGGGAGGCGCGGGCGGCCAUGGCGGCCGUGGUAUCAGCUGCGGGUGGAGCGUGCCCCGCGGUCCUGCAGGUGGCCGGCCUCUACCGGGGGCUGUGUGCAGUGCGCAGCCGCGCCCUGGGGUUGGGGUUCGUGUCACCAGCACAGCUACGCGUGUUCCCGGUACGCCGGGGCUCCGGCCUGCCCUCGGGGGGAGCAGACGGUAGCGGGGUCAGCGAGCUGGAAGCGAACCCCUUCUACGACCGCUACCGGGACAAGAUCCAGCAGCUGCGCAGGUCUGACCCAGCUGCCUUUGAGUCCCGCCUGGAGAAGCGCAGUGAGUUUCGGAAGCAACCAGUGGGGCACUCCAAACAAAGUGAUUUUAUCAAAUGUGUGGAGCAGAAGACAGAUGCCUCAGGGAAACAGCCUGUGAGCAAAGGAUUCACUAAGGACAAGACUCUCAGUUCAAUCUUUAACGUUGAGAUGGUGAAAGACAAAACUGCAGAGGAAAUAAAACAGAUUUGGCAGCAGUAUUUUUCAGCGAAAGACACAGUCUACGCAGUUAUUCCUAAAGAGAAGUUUGAUUUGAUCUGGAACCGGGCUCAGUCCUGCCCAACUUUUCUUUGUGCACUACCAAGAAGAGAUGGUUAUGAGUUCUUUGUAGGACAAUGGACAGGUACUGAACUCCACUUCACUGCACUUAUAAAUAUUCAG
Molecule: messenger RNA, 1419 nt
Organism: Peromyscus maniculatus bairdii (prairie deer mouse)
Lineage: Eukaryota; Metazoa; Chordata; Mammalia; Rodentia; Cricetidae
Source: RefSeq, a predicted model, not a curated record